Molecule: messenger RNA, 16901 nt
Organism: Pocillopora meandrina
Lineage: Eukaryota; Metazoa; Cnidaria; Anthozoa; Scleractinia; Pocilloporidae
Source: the annotation of a GenBank genome assembly
CUUAAUUGACACUUUACUGCACGCAACCGGCAAAGUCAUCAAGCGACAGCAAACAGGAUUUGCUGACCACUGUAAACUGACCACGAGUUGUAUGCGGACGAAAUUUGAAGUUAUACGCCGUGUUAUUUUUGAAUUUUUUUCAGCUACUUGGGGCAUCUCAAGCUCAACGUUUGCUGUUUGACAGAGAGAAUUCCAUUAAUUGUUAUCUUAAGCUGCCAGAUUCUUCAAGAAGGAAAUUCAGCUUACUCCUUCUCUACAGGAAAAGGUUUGUGUAAUACGCUCGAAUAGUUUCUUAAACGUUCCUUCAGUUAAAUUGGAAUUAACCAUUUUAAGAAUCGCGUGUCUUAACAAGAGACAAUGAAUAAUUAUGAUGAAUUUAUUCCCUAUACGACUCUAACGCAAUGUUAUUGAGAUUGUUGUUUAGCUUGGCUAAAAGCACUCGUUCGUCGCUUAAAUGGUGUUGAGAUAGAGAAUAUUGAUUCAAAUAUCGUCGCUGAAGGGCUUUUUUAUUAUUAUUCGAGAGCAGACAUACACUUAUAUUGAGCCAUGCUGAAAAAUUGACUGAUUUUUACAGUAAGAAGUGCGAUGUUCAGUUUGCAUGAUGCAAUGAAAGUGUCAAAUCGGCAGCAUCGAAUCUGUGUAGAUAAUUGCUUAUUUACAGAGACUUAAACUGCUAUUCAAUUAAUUGAUAGUAAAUGUCAGAGGUAAAUCCAGUAUUUGGAAGACUUCAAUUUUAGCAGAGUUUGUGUUUGUACAAGAACAGCGCGACACAAUCGCGUCAAUAGCUCCAACUCAAACCAUCCAACAGCGCAGAGUCAAUUCAGUAUUCUACAGAAAUAGCUCUGUAGGUACUGAGCUAAGUUGUCAAAUCACUCGCUCCAUUAAAUUAGUGUUUUGAUAAGCUUCAAUGCCUUGCAAUCACACAAACAUUUUUGGGAACAAAAUCCAACACCUUAAUGCAUUGAAACUGCUAAUAGGAUCGACAACGGGCAUUAGAUUUACUGAAUCACGACAAAGACUCGUGGUCAUUACAUCGAUCUUCCAAUGUGACAACAUAACUUUGUCCCAAUCGAGAAACCACCACGGAAAAUUCGUCAAAAUCACUUCCCAUCCAUCAAAGCUACUGCUCUGCUUUACGUCCCCAGAGAUUUCCAUAUUGCCUCUAUCGUUAAGAUUCGUGAUUAGAAACGCGGAGAAGAGUGUAGAAAUAUUUUUUUACCCUCCUCUCCCGUUGAUUUGACUACUAGAUUGCUGUAUUCUUUUGAAUCAUCCUCCAAGGAGAGUUAACAGGAAGCCGGAAACCUUCAUGCUGCUGGUCGAGUUUCAAAACACGAGGCUUGUUCAUUCCGGUCACAAUCUAUUCUCAUUUACUGAAAUUUCACCAAUCUAUCAAAGCGAUAACUAUCGAAAUAUUUUAACGGCGACAAAUAAAAAGAUGGAAAGAACAUCGAAACAAAAACACGACGUUUAGUUUGCUGGUGCGUGGUAGGAUAGCGAAUACGCGCUCUUGGGGAGGAUGUUGUUGUGUUCAUCUGCGGUGCACCAAGACAACGAAUUGGGUCCAUGCGUGUUUUCCUUUAGACACAGCACGGGUGGGAGUCCAAACCGCUUUUCCGUUCCCUCUUCAAUUUGAUUUUUCCUGUGGGAUUCGUGUAGUGCGUGAAGCAUUUUAAGUUAGCUUCAGUGUAAAUAGCAGAUAGUUUAACAUAAUUUUGCUCUUUGAACAAAUUUACAGUUUAUGUCUUAACUUCAGCCGCCAAAUCUCGCAACGGUUUCGUGGAACACAGUUAAUAAUUUUGUUUCAUGGGAAUAACUAAGGGAGCAUAGAAUAGUUUAUUCAACUUCUCUCAGAACUACAGAUGGCAAAUGUCUUCGUUGGACUUGUCGUUUCACAGACAGGUACUAAAACAUCUUGGUAUUGUCUGACUCGAGUUACGCAAAUACAUUCCAUCAGUUUUAAAACCAGUGCAAAAUUUGCUAGUGCUUUAUCUAGUGCUUUUCCUUUUAGCCCGCGAUUCAGAGAAGUUCGAAAGAGACAUUUAAUAGCCGCCUAUUCCACCAUUGCUAUUGCUGGCUGCUUCCCCCUCGCCUGCCUAGUGUCAAGUGGACUGUGAAAGCACUCUGACAAUGUUGUAGAUAGAUUUCAUUUGUGACACGGAAUAUAGAAACCUAAGCAAUUUACUGUCGUAAAUUCUUAUUCUCAGGGAUUCCUUUUCCAUUUGUUAGUUAUGUUGGGAUUUUUUUUCAAUUAGUAGACAGUUAGAUAGAUAAAUGGGCUUACAAGGUACUUCCUUCAUCAACGAGUUGGGAAUUUCUAACUUUCAGGACAACAAAGUCUGUCAGUGUAGAAAUCUAAAAAUGGAAAUGGUAAACAGACAGAUUAUUAUUACUCAAAAUGAAUGGACUUGACUUUACUCUCUCGAUAUCGUGACGAAAGGUACGAAAUCGUGCCAAUUAAAAUCCUCGUAUUUUCCGCGCUUCAACAGAAAUCAUUUAUCAUUACUAAUGGUGGGCGUUAUAAUGAAUUAACCUUUGGUGCGACGAAGACACAAUCUGCAUCUAUUUUAUUUUAUUGUAUUUUAAAUCUCUGACUAACUGCGUUGGAUACACACUGCUUUGUAGGGGAAGAAACCUAUUCUUUUAGGUGUAAAAACAAUGUUUCCUCUGAACAACCAAAAUAGUCAUUUGUAUUAAUUUCUUUACCAGCUAAGGCUCCAGCGAAGGAACCAAUCUCAAAAUUAAAUGGCCCGACACCCACUUUAAGUUUGGGGUAAAUUAAUCUCCUUGUUAGACAAGUUUUUUCCACUUUAUUUUGACACAGUUUAAUGAGAAAGCAGAAGAAUAUCUUUUAAAUAGAAAUGAGACUGUAUCUCAAAAGAGCGAGGAUACUCUUUAAACUGGAGGACUCAUUUUGAAUGCCAUAAUUUGGUUAGAUCAGGUAGUUUUACCUUAGCUGAUUUUGUUGCCCAAAUCAAGUUUUAUCAAUCUCUCGAUGAGUUUGUGAAGUUUCUGCGGAAGAGACGUACUCAGGCUUAAUUUUCUUAUCUGAGGCAUAGACUUUAAUCGAGAGGAGGCCACCUUGUUUGCAAACGUUGAUGGAAAUCGAUUCUUCUGGACUCCGUGACUUUGGUUUCGAGAUGAAUGUAUGGCUGAUUUAGAGCAGCCUCAGGAAACCACAUUAAGAGAUUAGAUAGAAAUUGUUAUGGGACUUCCUUUACGAAGAACUUGAAAGGUUGCAUUGAGAUACAAUUCGUCUUCGGUAACGCCCUGUAAAAGCACAGCACUAGGAAACUUUAUGAGCUAUCUUUAUGUUUAUCCUCCCCCUUCAAAGCAGCUUCAACAAUUUCAAGGAUUCGCAAAUUCCAAUUUGAAAUUCGCAGAAAAAUCGUUCACCAAUGCUCUUUAGAAAUAGAAGAACUUGACGGAUAAUUUUUUUGGCUCGAGAAUGUAUGUGGGAGUGGCAAAUAUUUUAGGAGACAGGUGGUGAUUGUUGGAGAAUGUUUUUAGCCAAAGCUUCGUGAAGUUUGCAAAGUUAAUUUAACACUUACGUAACGUGUUUUUCAAGCUUGAUUUACUGAGAUGGUUGUGCAAUAACGACUGUUAAGAGAGUAAUGAAAUUGCUUUUGAACUCAAUUAAUUCACAGUAGUUUCAAUGCAUCCCAGGAUAAUGUUAUUAUGGGUCCGUGGGAGCUAAAAUAUAUCUUGCGGUUGUGUCCCUUUUUAACGAAGAUCGAUAGCUUCAAAACCGCAGACACAAAACAAGCCAAUUUUUGUCUUCUCAAACAGAUACAAGCUUUGCAUGGUGACCUUUGUAAAUCAGAGACCUUGAUAAUCUCACCACACAAGUUACAUACAUCCCUUAUCUCCAUGAAGAUCGUCUCCUCAAACAAAGCAUUCACACCUGACUUAAGAACUUAAAAGGACACGGAAAGCGAAGUUGAAAUGCCGCUUCAUUCUUGUAUCCAUUUUGACGGUAAUUCUUCAUGUCUGUGGAAGUAUACGGAAUUUUAUUGCAUAAACUUGUGGCAAUGACAUAACAUUUCUUGCAGGUCUGAAAACUAAAACAUACAUCAUUGGAAACAAAAUCCAUUCCGAGCCGGGAAGUUUCAUAAGGCGCUUCUACCCAGCAAAUAUUUCAAAAGUAUUUUCUGUAAACUGGAGGAUCGUAUUUACAUUCUAUUUGCGGCGACACUUUUGUCAGUUAUUUUAGAACUGAUAAUUACUGCAUUUUCUUCAACAGGCGUUACCGCAGCUAAUUUUAAAAUUACCUCUUACCAAGGCUUUUAAAUGUUGUAGCAAACUAAGAACCAAUUACGUAUACGGUAUACUUGUUCAAUUAUCUUUAAACGUUUUAUUCAAGGUAGAAUGGCGUACAUGUAUACAACACGCGAAUAAAGUGGUGAAAGACUUCUGUCAAUAUAUAUAAAAAUAUAUAAAAACUCUUCCUUAUUGAGGUUAAAAAAGGCUCCAGCCGUGUAUAAAUAUCGCAAUUUCCUCGAGUGUCAAUUUAAACAGAAAGAAGAGAGUAGUUUUUGUUCCAUUAUGGGUACAUAUGUAAAAAACGGCUUACUUUUUCAUCUCUUCAUCAUAAGAUUUAUUUGCCACUUGCGUGAUAUUCUUCGUGCACAUUUGAUGGCGCAAACUUCUCUUACGUGCGUUGAUUCCGUGUCACAAUAUAAUUGUGUUGUUUAGAUACGCAGUGUCUCAGCGCCUAUAUUUCCAUUCAAUAAAAUUGCCUUAAACAAGCCUAUUUUGGGGAGAAUUCAGACAGUUGUUCUUGCUGACUUGGUACAUCUUACAUAGAUUUUACGAUGCUUCUGGUAACUUGCUUUUCUCUGUGAAAUUUUUUAAGAAGGAAGGUAACCCUUUCUUUGGCAUUUCCUUUUCUUCUGACGGAUUUAAAAUAGUGCAAUAUUACCGUCGAAAAUUAAACAAGAAGUUACCUGCGGGUUAAUUGCGUAUCAGGAAACAGUUUGCGUGCUUUUGUAAUAAGGACACGAUAGCGUAAAAGGUAGGAGACGUGAAAUAUCGUGUCGCAGUAGAACACUUGAGAGUUUGUGAGAGUACAGUACCUUAUCUGAAGCCGACCUUGACAAGGAUACAGGUAAGAAGAACAUGUCUAACCUGAACUCGAUAAACACUGAAGGCAUUUGGGUGAAACAAUGAUUUGCGAAUGCGAAGAGAAAGUUGCAAGCAAAGAUGUUAUUUUUUGACAAGAUCGUAAGACAAAGAAGACAUUAGAGUCCCUCAAACUUUUAUUUACUUUUGCAAUUUCUUUGUCAUUUUAAAUCACAACAGGCAAAGAUCAUUUCGAAAGGAUACAGUCCAAAUAAUAAUUUGUGUAUGAUGUCAUGCGAAUCUUUCUAACAUGCAAUUCUGAACGAAGCUUUUAAAAAUUGAAAAUACACGAAGCUGAAACUUUAUUGUUUAAGCAUCAAAGUCAUGAGAACUUUGAUGUUAUUAUUACAGUUGAACACUCUGACAAAAGCGCGAUUUUCCGAAAAAGAACCCAAAACUCUUAAAACCCAAAUUGAGGCGGAAAUGAGACCAUGUAGAUAAAGGAAAGUUUCAAUGGACUUUACGAACUUUAUCCUACAGAUAAAAGAUUUCAAUGUUAAUGGAAAUGUAGACAUAAUAAUCCUAGAAAAUUUAAUCCUAAUUCACAAAGCAAAUGCAAAACCAACCAGAAAGAAUACACCUUGUAAGAGCGAAGAUUAAAUUGGCAAAAAUUUCUAUGUAUCGACGGUGGUCUAUUCUGAUUUCUGCAAAGAUUCACUUUUUGAUCUGCAGCGGCCCGUUUCGUGAAAUAUUUCAAACACAAAUGUACAGCAUCUAUCAACUUUGAAUGACAGUUCUGUCCCUUGAUGAAGGAAUGAUGAUAGCAAUAUAUCAAGAAAGACAAAAAUUGUGUCAAAACAUGAGCAAAGGAAGAGUUCACGCAGGGCUUUGUCUGCUCGCAGUCACCUUUAAAUUGUCUACGAUAUUCAUUUUCAAUCCUAAAUAUGCUUCAAGAAUAAAUUUGAUUUACUCAAGAGAGGUGAAUUUUUGGACGAUUUAUGAAGCUUGAUAGAAGAUUGGGAAGGAGAAAUUCAUACACGAAAGAAAAACACAAAAUACCGCUAAAUAAAUGUGGUAGAAACAUUGAAUAUUCGAAAGCCACAAUCAGGCAUGGCAGUUAUGCCCGAUGACAGUAGUAAUUUGCUUAUUGCUCUAAAUGAAACGAAGUCCGCCCCCCCAAUUAGUUGAUUGAAAACACGACUUUUGCGGUAUAGGUUACAGAGCAUGUUUGGGCCGUUCAGGGCCGUUACUACAUAUCUGUCACCGAUCAACCCCUAUAAUCAUUCACAUCCAAAAGAACCAAACAACUGGGAGAGGAAAACUUAACUUUACACCCUAAGCUUAACACGUAUCUUAUAAAUCACCAUGUGACUCAGUUCGACAGCACUUAAACACCCUGACCGCGGAGAUAGACAACACCAGAUAUUGGCCUUUAGUGUAUAAAUCAAUGUCACCUGGUUGCCGUGAUAAGAUCCAUGUCUGCUCGCUUACUGCUCAUCAGGGUCGACGUCGAUAUAUAGCAGAUGAAGCAAGACCCAUACCACACACAUAGACCGAACAAUAACUAUUGAAUACAACAUAUAUUUUCAAAGGACACAAUUGUCCUCGUAAAUACAAAAACUCACAUCGAAGCGAAAUGUUCAUAGUUGAGUGAGCACUUACAAAAACAACGGAACCAGACGUAAAUUUAUUUUGAUGCUAUCGGGGCUCCGUAUCACAUGGGCGUGUUGAUUAUUUGACUCCCAGUAAUUCAAGGCUAUAUAUACUUUGAAUAGAAACAGGGGCCACGUAAUUGAAUGCAUUCCUUUGUACAGUGACUCCUGACAGCUACUCUCAGUUGGUGGUAACAGUGUUAUAGACCAGAACAUAAAUGGCAGUAAUUUUAUAACCACAAGCGUUGUCUGUUUUUUUCUCUUCUCAGUGGAUUGCGGAUUGUGACAAAAUGGCGGGCUAUUUCGGUCAUGUCGGAGGACAUGUGCCUCCGUAUUCGGUGGGAAGCCACGGAUUGAGUCAUCCUGCACCGAACAUCGAUUUCUUCAGCCAAAUGGCUCCUCCACCGUGUGGUAAGUUCUUUUCUAAAUACACAAUAAAGCCAAUUACAGGCUCUAUAGUUUCAUAAAUGGAGGGCAAGCCAAGGGUUGCCGCUUUUAAUUUGAGCUUCCUAACCGGCUAUUUAUCCUUGUAACGUAACAAAGUCUCGUGCUGUAGAUCAGUCUAUGCGCUAGACUCCAUGUUCCCAAACAAUCUGAAACAAAACAACAGCGGAUUGCUAUUAAAAAAAGUAGGCUGCCAUCGUGUGAAGGUCAUGAGAUCGACUCGUUUGCUGUUAAUACAGCACAUUUGCAAUCUUCACUUUUGUAAAAGGCGCGUUGAAAUCCUCUAGUUUGUAAAUUAAGAACAUCUUCUCAGACCAGUCCGAAAAUAUGAAAAACUAUAUAAUUUGAGCUUGCUUUGUAUUUGAGUAGUACGAGGCCGGCCAUUUGCUCGCUUCGGUGAAGAGCACUUGAUGCUUGUACGUAGGCAUGUUGAAGCAUGAUUGCUUGUGUUGAAGUUCGCUUUUCAACCUCACGGCAUUAUCGUAAAAUGCAGUCAUAUUUCAAGUAAAAACAAUGAUUUCUAUGUAAAGAUUUCCCUUAAAAGUGUUGUUUAAACAGUGCAUGUUUUGUUAAAUAAUUACACAUCGUUAAAGGCUUAAUAAAUCAUCAUCCCCUUUUAGCAGUACUGUGGUGUGAAAUCUGUCAUGAACCUUCAAGAUGACAGAAUCUAACCAGAAUACAGGAAAAACUUUUCACUAUAUUGGGCAGUUUUUAUUUGAACUUGGAACAAAGCCUCGUUUGAGAAGAAAGCCAUAACAUCCGAUUGCAUAGAAUCUGUUGAGAUAACUUUAUGAAACGUUCGUUUGCGGUUUCUCUGAGGUUUCGACGCGGGGCUGCUUAUGUUAUGCAUCUCUCGAUAGCAAGACUCACAGUUGUGUUCUUUUCAGCUUUAAAAGCUCUACCCUAAUCUACCGCUAUAAGCAAGUUAAUGGAGAGUUUAAGAAAAGACUACAGAACUCCAGGAUUCCCCAAGAAGAUCCUGCCUUGUCAGUGUGCCUUUAUUUUAAAAACAUGUCUUUCUUCGAAGUUGUUUUCAACUGUCAACCCACGCUAGUUAGUCUCUGACCACUUAUUCUGAGAUGAUAUACAGAUAAAACUAAAUUAGAAAUAGUAGACAAAAUAUCCUACUUUUUCCCUCUAAAAUAGUAGCACAACAGUCGACACAAUUCUUUCGCUUCAGAAUUUCUUCGUUUUCUCGAUUCUUGAUAUCAAAUUAGGAAAGAUCCAUAGGCAUCCAUCUUGUGGCCAAUGUAUACACUCUGGGUAAAACGGAAUGACACAAUAACCUAGGUUAGUAAAAGUUUACCAACGGUGGAUCGAUAUAAUUUAACUUCAUGAGUCAUAUUUUGCAUUACGGUGGUAGUUUUGAUAAUUAUAGCUAUGGCUGUUACCCUAUACUGUUAACUCUCGUUUUCGAUCAAAAAUCAAUAAUAUGUGCAAGGCAAAUUGGAAUUCACUGACUUUCGCAGCCUCGUUCAGUAAAUCAGUUAUUUUGUUUCUUUGAGUGUUCCCCUGAAAUUUGAAAGUUUACCACCAAUUAUUUAGCCAAUUUAUUUUGUUUUCGAUUAAAGUUUUAAAUUUUCUCCUGGUGAGCGCUUUCCUUGGUAAAAAAACUUGGCUCACAUUGAAUUCUUCCGACUUGGAAAUGAAAGUACGAGGAUUCGAGUGAAUCAAUCAAGCUUUUUAUUUAUUCACAAUGGCCGUUACACUGAAGAAUGAGUAUUCGAGUAAAUUAAGCUUGUUUAGUAUUUCGAAAUGCCAUUGUUAAUAAGAGAUGGUGAUAAAUUUUAUUAGGAAUGGAAGUGUGAAGUGGAAGCAAAAAUAAGAUUUCCUCUGGUGGAGCUAGGGCCACGAUAAUUUUGUCCCGCGUUGAACUGAAGAAGAAUAACACAAUUUGUCGGCAAAGUCAAUCUCAACUUCGAAAUAUUUAUUCAGCUACGCUUACAUACAUUUUUGGGAAUCUAAGAAAUAGGAAAAUUUGAGUUUUUCUGUGUAAAAGUGGACGUGAAAUGGGCAACUUCUGAACUAAAUUGUCGUCAAAAUGGUUUAAUAUCAUGAGGUACUUGAGCUUCUUUUGAAUAUCGCGAAACUCUUUGAAGUUGAAAGGUGGGUGUUCGCUCACGGAAACUUAACGAUUAAUUAAAUUCGCCUUUGCAAUUUCUCAGAGAGAAAUGCGUACUUGAGCCGAGUAGUUGGCAAAUUAUUACGCAAACUGGGGCGAGGUCGUGUUAUUAAGACGUUCCCUGUUUAUUCGUCUCGAAUGGUAACUGUGGGAUUUGUUUAAUUGGUUCUGCACAUUCUUUCGCUUUUUAUCUCCUUAUUUCCCUUCACAACACACAAACAACAAGUUAAGACUUUUAACGAGCUGUAAUUCCGUGGCUAAACUCUUUCGUUUUCCAUGCAAAUAUUCCUUCACCUUGGUUUUUCUCCAUAUGAAUCGCCAGGGGCGGUAUUCGUGGUGGUGUUAUUGGUAUGUUCCCUAAAUCUUUUACGUGCUUAAGUGCGAAACAAGAGUCAAGAGCAUUAGAAAGGGACUGCACGCAAUGAUAGAAGUAACCAUUGUGUUCUGUUAACCGUAUUACAAGUAAAUAAUGACAAGCAAAAGUAUGUAAAUUGAAAUAGGUUUACAGAUACUUAUGAUUUCAUUUUAGGAAAGUUUAACCAGAGUCAUUUGAAAUAGAAUACUUCUAAUACUUGGUUGUUUUCAUUUGAAUUAACUCUCAUCUGUUGUUGUUUUGCACUGAUACACUACUCUAUCAAGUUUUUAUUCUUCUUUUGGUUUUUAAAGAGAAAACUCGGUUUAAUUAAAUGAUCCAUUUGAUUACCAUUUUGACAAAGACUCUUUCUUCGUUGUUGUAAGUUUUCGUAAACGUACAAUAUUGGUCGUGUCAUAGCUUGGUUUCACAGUUUAUCAAACCCCUCUGAUAGAGUUAUUAAGCUAUUGAUCAAGGUGACUUCAUUUCCUCUUUUCUAUGGUUAGCAAAACAUGUAUUGUUUGUGAACCUAGCAUGCCUUCGCUGCAGUUGAUCUUAUUUUUCACAAACACAACUUCUCCUGAGUCCUUUUUGGACAAACAGAGAACCUGUGGUUUAUAACGUACAAAGCAGAGCGCCUCUGGUGACAUAAACGUCUCACUAUCGUGAAAGACGAAAAUUGAUACGGACCAUGGCCAUUCAUACUUGUUAAAUUUUUUCCUCGGAGUUUCUCGCUUCUCACAACCAUGGAUUUAAAGUUCGGCAGAAGUAAGAAUCAUAAAUCUGGUUGUAAAACUUACAUUAAACAUUCUAGAACGCCGACUUCUGUCAUCAUAAAAUUCCACAUGUUUGUUCAGCGUCAGCGAAACAGUAGGCACAGGAUACGUUUGUAAACAAUGGCUGACCACUGUUGCCCACAAUAUUCCGCGUAGGCAUGCGCAGCAGGAGGAAUGCUUCAGGUUUGGGUCGUGCGCAUGACUGAAUAAUUCAUUUAUUGCGUGAAGCGUCGCACUAAGACACAGUAGGCAGCAUCUCAGUGACACACAACGCGCUUUGUUGAUAUUGUAUCAUCUAUUUUUAGUAGAAGCUCGCAACAGCAAAAGUGAUAAUAAAAAUGCACUUACAUCAUUUUCGCUUCAGUGAAGAAGUCACACAUUAGUUAGGAAAUUCACGCAGUUUGAGAAAUACCGUUUUCAUUCAGAUCCGUACUCGAAAUCCAAUGGCAUACUCUAUGCAACGGCAGGAACAGAUAGAGACGAAACGCUUGCCUGACUUAAGGCAGUAUUUUAGAUCUUGAUUUGCUUGCUAAGUAAUACUUUGUUGCAGAAAAAAACUGAUCUACCACUGAUUGUCACCAGGAGCUCAUUAAUGUUGUCUUUGAAUUUAUCGAGCUGUGUGCGGUGUAGAUAUAUCUGGUCGCGAAAACCGAAUAAUAAUAAGUUAAAGCAAGAAGUUAUCGUAUGCAACGGUAACAGCACCAAAAACAAUGAAUGAACCGCUUUUUCUUUUCACUCCUCACUGAAAUAGUGUCAAUAUUUAAGAAAGACCAGAUUGUCGCAUAAAAAAUACCAUUGAAGGCUUGACCAUUAAAAAUACUGUAUAUGGAAAUAUCUUUUCAAACUGGGUAAGCUUCAUUCCUCCUACAUUCCUCCUGCGUCAAAAAACAUCAACUUAUCGAGAUGAAAAAUGGGGCAUCGCGGUAAUGUCAUAAAAGCUGCUCAGUCCACACUAAAUGUUGAAUAAAGUGUGCUAAAAUUCAUUUUGCACAUGCAGGGUGCUAAUUAAGGGUUUACUCGAUGCAACGAGUGGAAGCUUAGAAUUAAUCCUGUGCAAAAGUCAGAGUUUCAGUUUCCUGUCAACAGCGUUUAACAUUGUAAAGCUGUGAUAAGUAAAAAUAUCCAUUGGUGCAAAUUGAGAAGCUGUGAGAAAGACAUCCUAGCUGGUGUCCUUGAAUUUUUGUAAUUUCCAAGUAUAGUGGUUAAUUUGAUUAUACAGCAAAAUAAUGCCUCUUGUAUUCAUCUGACAUAACCUCCUAAUCCUUUCGCAAAAAUGUGUGAAUUCUUUGCCAUUGCUAAAGUACUUCCAUUACCAUUCUAUUUGUGGGAGGUUUGUCGCUACCACGGAUUAUUUCCCCUUUACUGAUAAUGUUGUAUGUUCUCAUAACAUGUUUAUUUAAAACAGUUUUAUUUUGGAAGGAGAAUUUACGUAAUGUUGUUUUUGCUUCUCUCAUACAGCGCACCCGAGAAAACAGCGUCGAGAGAGAACGACUUUCACCAAGGCCCAACUGGAAAUCCUAGAAGAGUUAUUUAGCAAAACAAAAUAUCCCGACAUUUUCAUGAGGGAAGAAGUCGCAAUGAAAAUAAGCCUUCCAGAAAGCAGAGUGCAGGUAUUUUGUUUUCCUUUUAUUCAUAUAUUUUUCCAUGAGCAAAAGGUAGAGAUGUAAGGGAAGGGUGGCAUGUAAAUUUAGAAACACCCUCCGUUUAGUUAGCGCAAGUAAUUUCCACGCCCUAAUCUCCCAAGAUAGCCUUUUUGGGGGAUUGGAGUGGAGAGACCGCUGACAAGCUGACACCUGGGUCCCGCCCUAGUAAUAAACACAUCUGUAAAUUACUCUUUGUAUGCCUUGCAGAUGUACAGACAACUGAAAAUUGAGGGAUGUAUUAAAGUUGCGUAUUUUGUAGAGGUCUUACGAUUAUUCAGUUUAUCAAAUUCAAGAUUAUCAGUACGUAUUUGCUUCAAACACAGAUACAGGAAAGAAACAUUCACAGUGGCUACAUUUAGCUCCCGACAUUGUGUGUAAUUUUUUAAUUUACCGUAAUAAUUUGCAUGCGGCUUCAAUGCAUGUUUUUAGUAUGACGUAUUUCAACUCUCAAAAUGUUUCCUUCAUAAAAAAAAAUAACAACAACGAAAAGAACUCCAUUUCUGUUUACAUUUACGAUAUUUGAAUGAGAGACUAUAUUGAUAGAGCAUCAGCAUUGAUCACUUCUUGUUUAGAAGAGUGGAAUCCAUCUCAAGCUGGAUAUUUUUCUUUUAUCCGUUUUACAAUAUCAGCCAUGAUGUGAUGAAAUAUUGGCCUCACUGGUAUAUUUCAGCGAAUACAAGAUAGAAGACAUUAAUUUCUUCUAUAUUUGCUCAUCAGCGUGCUUCUUAAAUAAAUCUAAAAUCACGAGAAGAAAAUUUCUAUCAGUUUGUGUCAGGGACUGGGUAUGUGAAGCUGGUUGUAAAGUUAAUUCACAUUUCAUGAAAAUAAUGAUCCUUUCGAAUUACGGAUGCAGAGAAGGAGAAUCGUAUCAUGUCUUUUUUUUUCUUGUUGUCAAAGCUGGCUACCCUUCCAGACUUUGACAUGUUAAAAAUCACCGUUUAACAGUUUGAGGUUAUCUUAGUGACUGCAUGCCUCAACACAAUAAUAUAAUAACACAAGGCAAAAGAGACCAUAAAAGUUUUAAUACAGAAACGAUUAAGAAAUAGGUAAGAGAAGGUAAUUAUACAUAGUGACUAGUUGUUAACUAAUCAUUCUGCGAGUUCUUGAAAUUCCAUAAGAUGGUAGAAGCAAUCUUUUACGAUUUUUAUGUUUUUUUUUUAUAGCUUUUAUCAAUGUUUCAUGAUAAUCUAGCUAUAAUGGAGGGUCAAUUUCAUCUCUGAUGUUUCUCAAGGCCGUAAAUAUCAGGUCUUCCCGCACACUAGCCCGUGCAUUUUUAAACUGUUCACCGUCAAAAUUUACGGUAAUUUGGGGCAUGGGAAAUUUUACUUGUUUGCCAUAAAAGGAGCCGACGAUUCAAAUUUCAUUUAUUCAAGGUAUCUUUGGGUGUUGCUUUUACAACGUACCUCUGUAUACAUUCGAUAUGUUUCAUUGAGUUUCCAGGCGUACAAAAGACACUGGUUCAUAUUGAUUGUCGUGAGUUAAUAACGAAGAUAAUUCCUCUACACGUCUUCCUUAUCAUCAAAAAACGGCUUUAGAUGGUUUUUGACCCGUUAUCAUUGCCUCUUUACAGUAAUUGUGUUACACCUUAUUCAAAGAAAAAAAUUACGUGGAGUAACAUGACAUUUUGGUUAAAAAAAUGACAAAUGCUACAUUUUUUCCAUAGUUACAUCGUUUUAUUUUUUUUGAAGGUAUACCUUUUCUAUUAGUUUAUGUAACCAUUUUUUUUUUCUGCGAGGUUGCUCCAGGAUGCCAUCAUGAUUCGUCACUAUAUAUUUAGCUAACAGUCUUAAAAUAGAUCUCUCUUUGUGUUUGUCUCUCCAGGGGCUCAAAACAAAAAAAGACAACACCCUAACCUUGGUUUUUGAUGCAUUUUUAAAGUCGAUCUCAGGAAAUACCAUUCCGUAAUUCCUCAUAAAACAAAUGGGCAAAGGAAACACAACAUUAAAAUUUAAAGUAGCAAUGUGGUUUCGAAGAUAUAUACCUGCUCUGAAUAGCCGACACACAAAGGAACACUUGUUAUUUUUUUGCUUUUUGCUUCAAGUAAUGGAAGUAGAAAAUUGAUCUUAAGCUGCUAAAUUAGCUUAACGGAGACAAAAGAGGCAAUAUGUUUCCGAAGAUAUGUAGUUGUGCUUGAUGCUUGAUAUCUUAUAAACAAAGGAAUACUUUUGAUUUUUUUUUGUAUGUCAUAGAAGAAUGGAAAUUGAUCUUAGUCCCUAAAUUAGCUUAAAGGAACAAGAAGUUUUUUAUCAAUUGUGAUCUAACAGCGAGGAUUACUUUCAACAAAGACUUUUGGCGAUAAAAACUGUCUGGCCUUAACAGUCACGGAAUUUCAAGUCACGAAUUCGGGUUUAAUUUUCCGGGAUAAAAUGUCUUGAGAGAUUUCUGAUGAUAAAACAAUACCAACAUCGUUGGAUGCAUCAGUAAUUGUUGAAUGCAUUAUAAAACACUAGUUUUCUCAAACUUUAUCCUAAAAUAUUUCUUAUAUUGUAUAUCUUUUCAUUUCCUUGAAUGAAGAAGGUUUAGAAUUUGAAAGUCGUGAUAUGAUACAGGAAUGUUUUCCAUACGAAGACGAGCUGUCGUUGCUAACAGGAAUAUCAGAAAAAUAGGUUAUCGUUGGUCUUUAUGUUGGAUGUGUUCCUAGCGAUCACUUUGUGAGGGCUGGAUACUUUGCUCUCAAAAAAUGUUAACAAUAAGCUGUUCUUUCAUUUAUCGCAGUUAAUUGUGAUACUUGGGGAGAUACUAACUGUUAGACUCUGCGUGAAUUUAGAGUAUGACCAUUCUAAUGAAAGCAAAAGAGAAUUUCUUCCUUGUGGCAUUGGUUUCUUGUAUAAAGGGCUAGUUUCGCCUCUGAUCCUUAAAGCUUUUCAUAUACACUUUUUGGCAAACAAAUGACGAGAAGAGACAAGAUCAUUAGCUUGAGACUCAAAACCAAAUUCUCCUAACUAAUCUAAGAGAAAAAUUGAAGCAUCUGGAAGGGAGCGCGCUUUUCGAGGACAACGGAAGCAGUAACACACAAUUUUCACUUAGGGACUCGUUGCUUCUCGCCAGACAAAAACAUUUUAUAAAACCCUUAAUCCCAGUUGUGGGGUAAAUCCCGUAUCACCGGUCUGGAUAAUCCACAAAGGAACGAAGACAUAUUCCAGCGAAAAUGCGAUCAGGAUAUCAGUGAUAGAGCGAAAGAUAAGGCAUGUUGACAGGUACCAACCUUGGCAGCCUGGGUACGAGGUUAAACAGGUGUAAGAUCUGGAUAAGCACUCGGAGAUUCCACUUUGAUUUUUGUUUUUCGCCUUUUAUGAGAGAAAAGUUAUUCACCGCAAGAAUUUGCCGUGGUUACCCAACAGGAUAUCUUGUAUUGGUUAAUUACGGCUAAAAAUAAAACUGUCUUAUUUGUGCAUCAGCAACUGAGGUGCAGUCAGAGAUAUGCCAUACAAUUGAAAAUACAUUCAAACAUAAUGAUUGAGCCAACUCCUUAUCCUUGCCUGACUCAUCGACAGUCGACAGCGUACAAAUGAUACCAUUUUUGUCUUUUAAUUCUUUAAACUUUACAUUAGGUUUGGUUCUUUUUUGUUCAUCGCGUAUUAUUCGUAUCUUCAAUUUUUCGGGAAAGCGAAUUUCAGCCUUUUCUCUGACUAUGCUUUGGCCAUAGAUUUCUUGGAGAAGGCGACAAAUUUCAUUUACACCACACCAAAGGUAACCGUGCCACCCUAACCCAUACCAGAAUCGUUAUGCGAGAGAAAAGACUAGUAGUGAACAUUCUUUUACUACAAUGGGCUUUAUCACAACAACUGGAGACAUUUUUAAAAUGACAGAGAACCUUGAAUUUAAUAAAAUUAUGAAAUGACAUUACUAAGAUAACCAAACAUGAAAAGAGUAAGAUGACACCAAAAAGGACCAAGCAUGCAUCAAAAUUACAAAGAUUUACCCCCUUUACUCUCCAUUACUAAUUAUAUUCUCCACACUGGCAUCUUAACAUUUUCUACGUUACCAGCAAGGAGAAUUUGAUCGAUAAUCUGAAGCUUUUUGAAUUGGUGAUCAUUUCCUUUAUUUUUAUGACCUUAAUAUUUGGUUCAAAGGUGAUUUUGUAAGGUGAAAUUGGAAGCCAGUCACUCUUUAGGGAUACAUAUUAAACAAGGAUUUUAUAUGAACUGAAUGAUCAGAGGUCAAAUUGCGACGUGCUUCUGCAUUAGCUGAGGUCAAUAUGUAUUUUCUCCUAAGCAUUUUAAUACAUUUUCUACAAGUGUGUUAAUGAGAAUUACUUUGCUUGUUGGCUUUAAGGUAUUAUUGUAAUAGGACACUUCUUACUGUUAACUGGUAUGGUAAGUUAACUGGAUAGGUUUGAAGUAGAUAGUGGGGGUUAAAUCGUAACCCAAAGCAAAAUGUUUUAGAACUCAUUUUCUGUAAGCAUUGUGAUCAAACUCAGUGUACUAAUUGCACUUUUCACCGAUUUAGGUUUGGUUCAAAAACAGAAGAGCGAAAUGUCGCCAACUGGACAAAGCUGCGGAAAAUAAACGAAAACUCGAGAAGAAAUCACCUCCAGGAACAAUUCCGACGUCCAAAAUUGAACAAAAGAAAUCAAGUCCUUCUCCAUACCAGCUCCCCAGCUGCAGCGCAAAUAUAAAUAACAUGUGGAAUGGGCCAGCAUCUACCCCGCUAACACACAGUCAAAAUUACCCCACCCCUCCCGUGUUAACAAACAAUUCCGGUCCGGUGUUUAUGCCUCCCCCACACCCUCCCCCUGCACCGGCACCCCCGCCAUAUUAUCGUCCGAACUCUGACUGUUCAUACAUGUCGGCGUCACCUUACAUGCAUAUGAAUAGACCUGGCGAGCAAGCGUACCCACCGACUCAUAUGUAA